Molecule: messenger RNA, 495 nt
Organism: Ilyonectria robusta
Lineage: Eukaryota; Fungi; Ascomycota; Sordariomycetes; Hypocreales; Nectriaceae
Exons: 2
Coding region: 58-222 (54 amino acids)
Source: RefSeq, a predicted model, not a curated record
CUUGUCUGAUAGUAGGCUGGCUCGAGAGCAUUCUCGUAUACGACGAAGGUCGCCAAUAUGUAUAAUACCCGCUUGAGCAAUAUCGGACCCAACCCGGAGUACAGGCCUCAAAUCCCCUCUUCCCUGACAAUCCUUGCGAAUCCAUCCCCGAGACCACGCCCGAAUCCCGGCUGCGAGACCAAGCGGAUGCGAACAGCCUCGAACGGGCAGAGAGCGAUGUAGCUAGCUAUUUAGGCAAUGGCAGAUGAUCCUAGGGACACCGCAUAAUGGUUCUUGGACGCCGCCUCGUCCCUAAGUGCAUCGAUGGAACGGGUCUUGAGGAACUCAUAGCCCCGAACUUGAACCCCCGUCAGCUCUCCAGUAGCAGAAAUAAUCUUCCGUGCCCAGACAACCAGCUCGCGAGUUCAUAUCAGCAUUGCCGUUGCUCUGGUGUUCGAGCUCUCGAUCCCAGCUGUAGGCGAUGGUUUCUGUGUCAACGAUUGGUGACAUGGAAAG